UUUCUAUUUAUUUUUUUCAACUACAUAAAUUCACAAUUAUUAUUAUUAUUAUUUUUGUCAAAUUUAAGGAAAAUAACCAUGUUGGAUUGGGGUCCAGUUUUGGUCUCAGUUAUAUUGUUCAUCCUGUUAUCUCCAGGAUUGUUGUUUCAACUUCCAGGGCAUAGGCAUUGUGUUGAAUUUGGAAAUUUUCAUACAAGUGGAGCUUCAAUUAUGAUUCAUACUUUGCUCUAUUUUGCUCUUGUUUGUGUCUUCUUUCUGGCUGUUAAGGUUCAUCUCUACCUUGGUUAAAAAUUUGAAUGUAUUCAUUUUGUUUGAGUUGUUAUAACCUAUUGUAUUUUGUUGGUAUUUGGUACUAUACGUACGAACGAUGGUUGUUUUGAUUGUUAUUUGAAUAUUAUUAUAUUGUAUUUGCUUGAUGCAUUGUUACGUAACAAUGAGAAAUGAUAUUUUAUGUAACCGUUAAUUUGAUAUGAUCACAUUGUUGACUUAUCUUUUUCCUGUCUUGUAGUUAUGUUUUAUUUGAUAAUCGUAUCUU
Messenger RNA from Solanum lycopersicum (tomato), 535 nucleotides. RefSeq lists its product as uncharacterized. The record is from RefSeq and is a predicted model, not a curated record. Lineage: Eukaryota; Viridiplantae; Streptophyta; Magnoliopsida; Solanales; Solanaceae.